Messenger RNA from Paracoccidioides brasiliensis Pb18, 1095 nucleotides. Its product is annotated as tRNA N6-adenosine threonylcarbamoyltransferase. The record is from RefSeq and is a predicted model, not a curated record. Gene Ontology annotation, biological process: tRNA threonylcarbamoyladenosine modification. The transcript is spliced from 2 exons. The coding region runs from base 1 to 1095 and encodes 364 amino acids. Gene Ontology annotation, cellular component: cytoplasm; EKC/KEOPS complex.
AUGAUUGCCAUAGGCUUAGAGGGCUCGGCAAAUAAGUUGGGAGUUGGCCUCAUUCUCCAUCCCGAUGACGGCGGCUCCCCGCAGGUUCUCUCAAACGUUCGCCACACCUAUGUUUCCCCGCCGGGUGAAGGGUUUCUGCCAAAGGAUACGGCGAAACACCAUCGUGCAUGGGUCGUUAAUCUCGUGAAAUGCGCCUUAAAGGAAGCUGGGGUUACAGUUAGUGAUGUGGACUGUAUUUGUUACACGAAGGGUCCAGGAAUGGGUGCACCUUUGCAGAGUGUGGCUGUCGCAGCGAGGAUGCUGAGCCUAUUAUGGGGGAAAGAGUUGGUUGGGGUUAAUCACUGUGUUGGACAUAUUGAAAUGGGGCGCUAUAUCACUGGGGCACCCAAUCCUAUCGUCCUCUACGUAUCAGGCGGAAAUACCCAAGUUAUUGCAUAUAGUUCACAACGAUAUCGAAUAUUCGGCGAAACCCUUGACAUUGCGGUUGGGAAUUGCCUUGAUCGUUUUGCUCGUACUCUCCAUAUCUCUAAUGAUCCAGCUCCUGGCUACAAUAUUGAACAGUUGGCAAAGAAAGGGAGAAAAUUGGUCGAUCUUCCAUAUGCAGUUAAAGGGAUGGAUUGCUCUUUCUCCGGGAUAUUAGCGUCCGUAGAUGCAUUAGCAGCAUCCUUGGGACUUGGUGGGGAGGACCAGGCUAAUAGGGAUGCGGCUGAGAAAGCAAUCAAAGCCAUGGAUGACGUCACAAAUGACGACCUGCCUACUCGUGCAGACCUCUGCUUUUCGCUUCAGGAAACUGUGUUUGCUAUGCUUGUUGAAAUUACGGAACGCGCCAUGGCGCAUGUUGGGUCGAAAGAGGUGCUGAUCGUGGGAGGCGUGGGCUGUAAUGAACGCUUGCAGGAAAUGAUGGGAAUCAUGGCCCGAGAUCGUGGAGGAAGCGUAUAUGCGACAGAUGAGCGAUUCUGCAUUGACAACGGCAUUAUGAUUGCACAGGCUGGUUUGUUGGCGUAUAAAACCGGAUUUCGAACGAAGCUGGAGGAGGCAACCUGCACGCAAAGGUUCAGAACCGACGAUGUUUUUGUGAAAUGGCGUGAUGACUAA